This is a messenger RNA of Papaver somniferum (opium poppy), 1608 nucleotides long. Its product is annotated as metacaspase-4-like. Bases 192 to 1424 code for a protein of 410 amino acids. The record is from RefSeq and is a predicted model, not a curated record. Lineage: Eukaryota; Viridiplantae; Streptophyta; Magnoliopsida; Ranunculales; Papaveraceae. The transcript is spliced from 2 exons. Gene Ontology annotation, biological process: proteolysis. Gene Ontology annotation, molecular function: cysteine-type endopeptidase activity.
GUGGGCAAGUAAAAACUUAUUUUGCUGCACGGACAUACCACUACUGGUCAGCAAGCAGAGCAGCAACUACCAAACGGUAAGUCCAAAAGUCUAAAGCAUAUAAAUGAGUUUUCUAACUUUUAUCCUCUGAAUAUUUCCUCAAGAGAGAACUGAAAAAAAAAAAAAAAGGUAAGGAGACUUCUCAGAUUAAGAUGGCAAAGAGAGCAGUUCUUGUAGGAUGCAAUUACCAAGGAACAAAAGCAGAAUUGAAAGGAUGCAUUAACGAUGUGAAAAGGAUGUAUCAAUCACUUGUUGACAAAUAUGGAUUUGCAGAAGAAGAUAUCACUGUUUUGAUUGAUACUGAUGAUUCUUACAUUCAACCAACUGGUAGGAACAUUAGAAAGGCUAUAACAGAUCUGAUUAGAUCUGGUGAACCUGGUGAUGUUUUAUUCUUUCAUUACAGUGGUCAUGGAACUCGUCUCCCUGCUGAAACUGGUGAAGAUGAUGAUACUGGUUAUGAUGAAUGUAUUGUUCCUACUGAUAUGAAUCUUAUCACUGAUGAUGAUUUCAGGGAGUAUGUGGAUCAAGUCCAAGAAGGUUGUAGGAUAACGAUCGUAUCGGAUUCAUGCCACAGUGGAGGUUUGAUUGAUGAAGCUAAAGAACAAAUUGGAGAGAGUACUAAGACUGGAGGUGAAGAACAGAGUUCUGGAUUUGGAUUCAAGCAUUUCUUGCACCGGAAAGUCAAUGAUGCUUUGGAAUCUCGUGGCAUUCAUUUGCCAAGUAGACACGGCCGUGGGGACGAAGACGAAGAAGAAGAAGAGGAGCAAGAAGAGGAGGAUGGACCUGUAAAGAACAGAUCACUUCCUAUAUCAACUUUGAUGGAAAUCCUGAAACAGAAAACAGGCAAAGAUGACAUGGAUGUUGGGAAAAUUCGUCCCACACUGUUCGAUGUUUUUGGAGAAGAUUCAAGCCCUAAGGUGAAGAAAUUCAUGAAGGUUAUAUUGGACAAACUCCAAAGUGGAGGUGGCGAUGGUGGAAGUGGUGGACUCUUGGGGAUGGUUGGAUGUUUAGCUCAAGAAUUUUUAAAGCACAAACUAGAAGAAAAUGAUGACAAUUACGCCAAACCUGCAAUGGAAACACAAGUUGGCAGCAAACAAGAAGUUUAUGCUGGAUCGAGUCAGCGAUCUCUACCUGAUGGUGGGAUCCUGGUUAGUGGAUGUCAGACUGAUCAGACUUCGGCAGAUGCAAACCCUUCUGGAAAUGCUGAUGAUGCUUAUGGAGCUCUCAGUAAUGCUAUUCAAACCAUAAUUGCAGAGAGUGAUGGUAGAGUUACUAAUCACGAAUUAGUGUCAAAAGCAAGAAAGAUUCUUAAACGUCAAGGGUUUACUCAGCGCCCUGGACUCUACUGUUCUGAUGAGCAUGCCGAUGCUCCCUUCAUUUGUUGAAAUCACCCAGACGAGAUAACAUGCAAGUUUGCGAGUGUUUCUGUCUGUCAGCGUGUGUUUGCUUUUGUUUUGGCAUUCUGAGUUAUUUGGUGUUGUUUGCAAAGGAAUAAGGCUUUUAUUUCAAUGGAUAAGGAAACUUUGAUUUCAACUGUGUUAAAUGAAAAUUUGUGGCGCUUUCAACUCA